This is a messenger RNA of Colletotrichum higginsianum IMI 349063, 330 nucleotides long. RefSeq lists its product as uncharacterized. The record is from RefSeq and is a predicted model, not a curated record. The coding region runs from base 1 to 330 and encodes 109 amino acids. The transcript has 2 exons. NCBI's taxonomy places the organism in Eukaryota, Fungi, Ascomycota, Sordariomycetes, Glomerellales, Glomerellaceae.
AUGUUUGGGAUCGAGAAAACCCCGAAUCAUCCUUGUCGAUCGUCACACACACACGGCAGCAUGCCGACAUGCCAGAUGCUGGGCAGCAUAAGCUUCUUCGCGAUAUUACGUGCAGAGACGUCGAGGUCAACAAUGGUUCACAAUGGGGACGGCCGAUGCGAGACAGAUCACAACAAUCCCAGGAGACUGCAAGUGGCACAUCCUAGGUGGGUCGGCUUUGGUCUUUCUGUAUGUAAGCCUGUGAGCCAUCUCAUCCCCACGUCAUCCGAUGUUAUCAAUGGAUGCGUCAGCAUGUCGGAAAUUUUCAGUCACUUUGAAUGGCAGCAGUGA